This is a messenger RNA of Diabrotica balteata, 636 nucleotides long. NCBI's taxonomy places the organism in Eukaryota, Metazoa, Arthropoda, Insecta, Coleoptera, Chrysomelidae. The record is from the annotation of a GenBank genome assembly.
GCUAAAUUCAGCUUAUCAGCUUGUACUUUCGGUAAACUCAACCUCAAAUUCUAUUUUAAAAAUGUUUAAGGGGCUAGGAAAAUAGAUUUAAGUAUAAUAUUGCACAAUGGUGUUUACUACCGCUAUCAAUUUUAUAAGAUCUCGUGGACCCGAUGAAAUUUGGAGAAAACGUAGAAUUUUUAAACUUGCAGCUCACUUUAUUGGACGAAGAAGAAAUUGUUACAGCAUUGCAAUCAGAAAUGUCCACAGAGCUCUAGUUUAUGCUACAAAAGGGAGGCAAUUAAGGAAAGAAGACAUGGCUAGUUUAUGGGAAAUGAGGAUAAGAGCAGGUUGUGAUCAACAUAAUGUAAGUUACGAAACUUUCAGAGAGGGUCUGGUGAGAUCUGAUAUAUUAUUGAAUAGAAGAACCUUGGCAGAUCUAGCUUGUUGGGAACCAUACUCAUUUAAAGCACUCACAGACAUUGCUAAAAGAAGAGCUGUUGAUGAUGGUUUAGCUGGAAUAAGUGCAGAUAGCUCCCUUGAUAGGAUAAUUACUAGAGGCUGUAUGGCCAAACAAAAGUAGUUUUUAAAAUGCAUAUGUAGUUAAUGAUAUAUGUAAGUUUGUGUUUUAUGUUAAAUACAAAUAAUUAUAAGCAA